Messenger RNA from Dermatophagoides pteronyssinus (European house dust mite), 317 nucleotides. RefSeq lists its product as uncharacterized. The record is from RefSeq and is a predicted model, not a curated record. Lineage: Eukaryota; Metazoa; Arthropoda; Arachnida; Sarcoptiformes; Pyroglyphidae.
GGUCAUACUUUGUUUUCAUUCAUUCAUUCUGAUACAAUCGCAAUUAUCAUUAGCAAUGCAAACGAAAAAUAUUCAUCAACCUGAAAAAUAUUUAGUUUCAAUAAUUCAAAAUGUUAAUUCUUUAAGACUGAAAAUUAAAUUAGCUGAUUGGUAUCAUCGGCUAACACAUGGACCAAAAUAUGGACCUUCAUUAUCACUAAUUGGUGCAAUGACAAGUGGAAUUGUAUUUCAGCUUAUAAUCAUUUAUAUUGGUUUCUUCAUUUUCAUCUUAUCACAUUUUUGAAACAGGAAAUUACAUUUAGACAAAAAUUAUUUAC